Messenger RNA from Cryptococcus amylolentus CBS 6039, 876 nucleotides. RefSeq lists its product as hypothetical. The transcript has 5 exons. Bases 1 to 876 code for a protein of 291 amino acids. The record is from RefSeq and is a predicted model, not a curated record. NCBI's taxonomy places the organism in Eukaryota, Fungi, Basidiomycota, Tremellomycetes, Tremellales, Cryptococcaceae.
AUGACCACAGUCCCGAUAUUGACCAGAGCUCUGAGAGGGACGUUUUACCGCCUGUCCGCUUGUGCUUGCUGCACCUCUCAUAUUCAUACACGUGCCUUCUCUUAUGUCUAUCCCAAGCCCCAGCUCUCCAUACCGUACUCUACAUACCCCGGCUAUUCCAAAGGGAAAGGACGCGCAUUUCCGAGUGGUGGCGGUAAAGGGGUAGACCCAGAAGAGGAAGUCGAUGAUAGAGAGUGGGAUAUACGAGUGGCGAGGGCAAUGAUGCACCUACAAGAAACACUUCCGCAAUUCUUCAAUCCUGAGAUGACCGCCUCGAACAUGUUGCCACCUGAAGUUUACAGCCAGCACAUGGUGCUCAAGCUGCCUGCGCCGCUCCCUCUUAAAAUAUCAUCACUAACAGGGUAUUCUAUGGCAUUCUCACUCACUCGUAAUGGAAUGCAAGCCCUCCACACCGAUCUGCGAUCAGAUUUGGAGAGAAUGACUUUCUCCCCGGCUCCCAGAGAUCUUGCCAAAGAUGACAAGCGCGCCGCUCUUCUUAUGGCACAGAAAGGUGUUCCCAGUCACAGAUUAAAACAAAUCAGAGUGCUAUUGUCGGUAUAUGGAACCCUACGGCUUCCACCUCACUCGGAGGCACGAUGGCAUACAUCAUCGUUGUAUACAUUUUCUCCCACAUCAGGCUUGAUCGUUUCCCACGAAGUUGAGACGAUCAGACCCUUACCAGGAGAGGGUGUGGCAGAAUGGCUCAUGUCUCGGCUGCUUGGGUGGACAAACAGGAAUGGGGUAGCAGAGGGAGCAAUCCCGUGUCCCAGGACCGUCGCCCUCCCACCCGACUCGAGUAUCGCGAGGCUGAAAAACGGCCGUGAAAAGGGCGAGUGA